CCGCCCCCGCCGUGGGUUCCAGCAGCUCUGGCGGCGGGAGGAACGGCAGCGGUCGAGCUGCGUAUCUCCGCGAGGCUCCCGUGCGCCUCGACCCGCAGCCUCCUCACGCGCCCCGCGCGCCGCCAAGAUGCCUAAGAGGAAGGUCAGCUCGGCCGAAGGGGCGGCGAAGGAGGAGCCCAAGAGGAGAUCGGCGAGAUUGUCGGCUAAACCUGUUCCAGCUAAAGUGGAAACGAAGCCAAAAAAGGCUGCCGGAAAGGAUAAAUCUUCGGACAAAAAAGUGCAAGCAAAAGGGAAAAGUGGAGCCAAGGGAAAACAGGCUGAAGUGGCUAAUCAAGAAACCAAGGAAGAUUUACCUGCGGAAAAUGGAGAAACUAAAAAUGCGGAGAGUGCAGCUUCUGAUGAAGCAGAAGAAAAAGAAGCCAAGUCUGAUUAA
This is a messenger RNA of Octodon degus (degu), 433 nucleotides long. RefSeq names its product non-histone chromosomal protein HMG-14. Gene Ontology annotation, biological process: chromatin organization. Gene Ontology annotation, cellular component: nucleus; chromatin. Gene Ontology annotation, molecular function: nucleosomal DNA binding. The transcript has a single exon. Lineage: Eukaryota; Metazoa; Chordata; Mammalia; Rodentia; Octodontidae. Bases 128 to 433 code for a protein of 101 amino acids. The record is from RefSeq and is a predicted model, not a curated record.